CGUGCCCGUUGCCCGACAUUACUCCCCUCCCAGACGACACCUUCACUGCCCUCUCCCGCUCAUCACUCGCCUCUUCUCUCCUCUCCACUCAUCACUCCGCUCAUCCACCAUGCCCCCCGCCGCGCCAUCCACCCCCCCGCCGCCCGGACACGAGACGCGCUCGACCUUCGCGGACCUCCUCCGGGCUGGCGACAAAGCUGUUGUCUCAUAUACAUGCCGACUCAAGACAUCUCAGGGUCGGAUCGACGCCGAAGUGGUCAUCCUCGCUCGUGGCUCACAGACCAUCAAGGAAUCUGCUGUCUUGAUAGUCACCGGAGGGCCGCAGCCGCGCAUUGCACACGCGCUGCCCGUCACCCCGUCGCUGGCAGUCGCGCUCGAGCAGGCGCCACCUUCCCCGUCGACUAGCUUCUUCGCCCAGAGCUCCAAGCCUCGAAUCGAGGUGUCGCUGACAGGUACGCCGGUGUCGAUGGCUGGUCCACCGGUGCCGCAGCGGAUCGAGCUCCAGUUCCCGCCCGGCGACACGUUGCGCGUCUACGCACUGGUCAAGGAGAUCAGGAAGGCCAUCAGCACGUCCUAUUACUCGUCGUCAUCAUAUGGCUGGCUCGCGUACUAUCCUGUCACUGCGUUCGGAUCACCUACAAGCUCUCGCACCAGCUCCCCAGCAUCAGAUCAGUCUGAUGAGACUGCGGUAGCGGCGAGGCCUGACGGCGAGGCGCCGGCCAAGCCAGAAUUAACAGAGAGCGAGCCAAAGGAGGGCGAGACGGAGCAGUACCCAAACCCCUACGUGGAGGGUUUCUCGCGGCCAGGCUUCCUCCGCAAGCGGCUCUUUGCCCGACAAGAGAAGUGGUCGGAGCGCACGCCCGUCAGCAUCCGCAUUGUGACCUACAAUGUCAACGACCGCGUCCCGCCAGCCGGGACGAAGGAGCUCGCCCCAAUCCUGGGCUAUGGCGCCGAGGACAUACUCGUCGUCGGUCUGCAAGAAGCAGAUCUUCGGAGCCAGUCACUGCUGGUGUCGCAGGGUGACGAGCGUGCAGCAGCGUGGGAGGUCGCCAUCUUUAACGGGUUACGAGAGAAGGAAGAUGCGUAUGAGCAGGUUGCCGUGAUGCAGUACGUCGGCGUCAUCUUGCUCGUGUUCGCCAAGAGCGUGAUCCGGCCACAUGUGCGCAUGGUGCAGACUGCUGCACGCGGGAUCGGUAUUUGGGGCAUCGGGGGAAACAAGGCAGGUGUGGCCUUGCGCAUGAAAAUCCACGACACCACUGUCUGCUUUGUCAACUCUCACCUCGCAGCAUUCGCGUCUCAGCUCUCCCGCAGAAGGCUCGACUACCAGGCGCUGAGGACGACAUUGACGUUUGAUCAGAUGCCCGGGUUACACCCACCCACCGAGGCAUACUACCCCGACAGUGGCCAAUUGGCCGUGGACGACUGCGACGUCUUGUUCUGGUUUGGUGACCUCAAUUACCGCCUCGAGCUCGAGCCUAAAGAAAUACACGCCCUCCUCGAGGCGCGCCAGUACGAAACACUGUUGACGGCCGAUCAGUUGAGGACCGACAUGGCGGAUGGCCACUCGUUCGUCGGUUUCUCAGAACCCGAGAUCAAAUUCAAACCCUCGUACAAGUAUGUGCAUGGCUCGGUUACGCUGGAUCCGAAGCGCGCGCCAGCGUACUGCGAUCGUGUGCUGUACACCGCGCGCAACGGUGAGGUCACGCCAAACCGCUACGCUUGUCACGAUGUCCUGUGGUCCGACCACUUGCCGGUGACCGCGACGUUCUCGCUCGGAGCUCGGGUUGUCGAUCAGACGAAGCGCUCGGACGAGCUCCUCAAGUGCCAAGGCGAGCUCGACCGUUUGGACGAAAUGUACCGCCCUAGCCUGGUGGCCGACGUGGAGGACAUCGAGUUCGGCGAUAUCCUCUACCGCCGCCCAGUGGUGCGUGAGCUGACGCUGCGCAACACGGGCCGCGUACCGGCAGGCUUCUCGUUCCGCGAACCCGCGCCAGGCAAGCCAAUCUGCCGGCCGUGGUAUUGGCCGUUCCCCGCCGCGGGCAUCGUUCCCGCCGGCGAGGAGGUUGUGCUCAAGCUCACCGCAUGCGUUGACGAGACAUUGUCUGCUGGUCUGACAUGCGGAGGGGAGAUGAGCGACGUUCUCGUCCUGCAGGUCCAGGGCGGCAAGGACUCGUUUAUCACAGUCCACGGGUCGUUUGUGCCCACCAUCGUUGGACUGCCACUCGACGUCGUGCCCGAGCUUUCGGACGUGAUCCGCAAUGUGUCGCUGGCAGAGCGCAAGGCUCUACUUAACGACUCGGAAGAGUGGAACGCGCAGGAGGAAAACAGCUUUGGCGAUGAGCUGCCGGUAGUGGAGAUGAAGUCGCAGGACACGGAGCGGGGUGAGGACAAGCUGGCAGGAGACAGCGAGAAGGCAUCGGGAACAGAAACGGAAGCCGAGACGGAGUCGGAAACCGGGCGCAAGUCGGCGUCGCUGGAUCCCGCAAGCGCCCUUCCAUCAGACGGGGCCUUGGACACAGACGACGCGGCAUUCGACGUCGCACAGCUUGCGCUCGACGCCGAUGUCUCCGGACCACCCUCCAAGGCCCCUACGCCCUCUCCCUCCACGCCCGCCCCCGCCCCCGCCUCUAGACCCAAGAACAAGCGCGGGCGUUCGGGGAUCACACGCCCGCCGCGUGAGGUCUGGCGUCUCCUCGAACGGCUGAUGGAGGCAGGCAGCGUCGAGCAACUGUGGACGACGCCGCCUGACUAUCCCGCCGUUCUGUCUGUGAUUGACGCACUCGACACCGGCGCACCCCUCCCGGACGAUGUGCACGCGGUCGCGAAUGCCCUCCUGCACAUCCUGUACGCAUUGCCGGAACCGCUUGUGGCGGAGAGUCAGAAGUGGGCGUGCCGCCUCGUCAUGAGCCGCGACGACGCAUACGCCGUCCUGGAGACGGUGCAGGGUGUGCAUGCUAAUGUGCUCAUUGGGCUCAUGAGCGUUGCGCGGCUGUGCGCCGGUGGCGAGGAACUGGACAAGGACUCAGUGCUCGCGCUCGCCACGGCCAUCUUUGGAGGACCGGUCAAGUAUCGCGAGGGCCUUGUGUUGGGGCUGCUGCAGGGAUGAGUGUAUCUGUAGACAUCUUGUAGCUAUGCAAUCCCAAGAACCUGAGAGACGGCGGGAGUUGGACUGACAGCCUUCCGUCCGCUGUUU
Messenger RNA from Cutaneotrichosporon oleaginosum, 3193 nucleotides. RefSeq lists its product as uncharacterized. The record is from RefSeq and is a predicted model, not a curated record. Gene Ontology annotation, biological process: phosphatidylinositol dephosphorylation. Lineage: Eukaryota; Fungi; Basidiomycota; Tremellomycetes; Trichosporonales; Trichosporonaceae. Gene Ontology annotation, molecular function: phosphatidylinositol-4,5-bisphosphate 5-phosphatase activity.